AUGACUGUUAUUAGUAAUAGUAGCAGCUCAAAAAACGAACAAAAAAGAAAUUACCGCCCUUUGCUUCCAGCGAAUAAGUCAGUGAAAGGUAUUAUAAUUGGUGGAAUCACUGGCGGUAUUGAAAUUUGUAUCACAUUUCCCACUGAAUAUGUCAAAACACAGUUACAGUUAGACGAACGUUCAGCGCAUCCAAUUUAUAAAGGACCUAUAGACUGUGUUAGGAAAACUGUACAAACGAAAGGAUUUUUUGGAUUAUAUCGAGGAUUAUCUAUUCUGAUAUAUGGUUCCAUCCCGAAAUUUGGGACAUUCGAAACAUUAAAAAGUUAUGCUAUUGAUUCAGAUGGUAAUUUAGCACCAAUAAGAAGGUUGUAUUGUGGUUUAGGUGCUGGUAUUUCUGAGGCGAUAUUUGCUGUUACACCAAUGGAAACUAUUAAAGUAAAAUUCAUUCAUGAUCAACAACUGGCUCAACCUCGAUUUAAAGGUUUUUUUGAAGGUCUGCGAACAAUCAUUCGAACCGAAGGCAUACAUGGGUUAUACCAGGGUGUGACAGCCACAAUAGCUAAACAAGGUUCGAAUCAAGCGAUAAGAUUUUUUGUCAUGGAAACUUUGAAAGAUUGGUAUCGUGGGGGAGAUAAUUCAAAAACCGUUAGUCUCCCUAUUACGGCUACUUUUGGUGCAUUCGCGGGCGCAUGUUCUGUUUAUGGUAACACACCAAUUGAUGUCGUGAAAACUCGAAUGCAGGGGUUGGAAGCGAGAAAGUACAGGAAUACGUUUGACUGUGCUUUUCAAAUAAUGAAAAACGAAGGAUUUUUCGCAUUGUACAAAGGUACCGUGCCGCGUUUGUGUCGUGUAUGCCUUGAUGUUGCUCUUACAUUUACCUUGUAUGAUGCAAUCAUGAAUUACGCUAACAAGUUGUGGAAAGCAUAA
Messenger RNA from Thelazia callipaeda (thelaziosis nematode), 927 nucleotides. The record is from the annotation of a GenBank genome assembly. NCBI's taxonomy places the organism in Eukaryota, Metazoa, Nematoda, Chromadorea, Rhabditida, Thelaziidae.